AACAAACAUAGUAGUUAAACUCAAACAUAAACCGCUAAAACCCUUCCACCUCAUCCUCGAAGUACAAACCACCAUCACACUCAUCUUUCUUCUCCCUUCAGUAACCCGCCAUUUCUUUCUCGAACUCUCCUCUCUCCUCCCUCCUCCCUCCUCCCUCCUCCUGUCCUCCAUCACCCACUUUUUUCUCUCUCCUCUUCUUCAAUGGCGUCCUUCACUUCAUCUUCUUCUCCUUCUAAUCUCUUUCUGCCUCCAUAUCCAUCUCCACUCCUCCAUUCCACGUUUCGAAACCCGGAGUUUCGUCUAUGGAAGAAACGCCGAUUGAAACGUAAACAAAAAUUCUUAUCUCUUUUCAACAAUCUUCAACCACCAUCAUCAGCACCAUCAGAUUCACCUUUUGCUUUUCUCUCCAUUCUUCCUCUUGAUUGGGUUCCAUCUGCUGCGUUAGGGUUCACUUCGGCACUCACUCUCACUUUUCUCAAUCGUAAAUCUCAUGCUCCUCAAUUGAAUUCGAAUUCUAGAGUUUCCGAUAUUGGUGAAUGGAUUCUUUUCUCCAGCCCUACUCCGUUCAAUCGGUUUGUGUUGUUACGAUGUCCAUCGAUUUCGUUCGAGUAUUUGGAGGAUGUGAGUGAGAGAUUGACGACAGAGGAGAAACAUUAUGUCAGAUUGGAUAGUGGAAGAAUUCAAUUAAGAAACGGUGAUGAGGAUGAGGUGAAGGAGAGAGAAUACGAGUUGUUUGAAUAUCAGAGAGUGUGUGUAGGCACUGAUGAUGGUGGGGUUAUUUCUUUGGAUUGGCCAUCCAAUUUGGAUUUGAGUGAAGAGCGUGGGUUGGAUACUACUGUGUUAUUGGUUCCAGGGACGGCUGAGGGUAGUAUGGAUGAGGAUAUUAGGUCUUUUGUGAGGGAUUGUUUGCGGCGAGGAUUGUUUCCUAUUGUAAUGAAUCCCAGAGGAUGUGCUGGUUCACCAUUGACCACUGCUAGGUUAUUCACAGCUGCUGAUAGUGAUGACAUUUGCUCAGCUAUACAAUUCAUCACUAGUGCAAGACCAUGGUCUACAUUGACGGCAGUUGGCUGGGGUUAUGGUGCAAACAUGUUGACAAAAUACCUUGCAGAAGCUGGGGAGAAGACUCCUCUUACAGCUGCUACAUGCAUUGACAACCCAUUUGACUUAGAUGAGGCUACCAGGACAUCUCCUUACUGCACCACCAUUGAUGAUAAGCUUACUGGAGGCUUGAUAGAUAUCUUAAAGUCUAACAAGGAACUUUUUCAAGGCAGAAGGAAAGGCUUUGAUGUCGAAAAGGCUUUGGGUGCUGAGUCUGUUCGUGAUUUUGAAAAGGUAAUAUCGACAGUUUCAUAUGGAUUUGAUACAGUAGAAGAAUUCUACACCAAUUCCAGCACAAGAUUAUUGGUGGGGAAUCUGAAGAUUCCAGUACUGUUCGUGCAGAAUGACAAUGGGACGGUGCCACUUUUCUCCAUUCCUCGUGGAUCGAUUGCUGAAAAUCCCUUUACCAGUUUACUUCUGUGUUCAUGCUUACCAUCAAAUGUUACUGCAAGCUCGUGGUAUCAACAAGUGGCUAUUGAGUGGCUCGCAGCAGUGGAGCUUGGUCUUCUGAAAGGUCGUCACCCCCUUCUACAAGAUAUCGAUGUUACUAUCAACCCUUCAAAGGGUUUAGCUCUUGUCGAGGGAAGGACAUCUGAAACAAAUGACAGGCUUGAUGAAGUCUUGAAUAUAGCAAAUUUAAAUGAUUCAGAUACUUAUAUGGAUCCCAUGAAGGAGUUUCUUACAGAGAAUGAUCCUGUGGCUAGUAUUCAAUUGAAAUUCAGUCAGAAUUUAACUAGGAAUGGAACGCUUACUGAUCAAAUUUCAAGUGGAUCAAACGGUGCUUUCCCACGUGACCGCUUGAAAAAUGGAGAUUCCUCUGAAGACACAGAACAUGAUUUAGAAGAGACUGAUCAAGGUCAAGUGCUUCAGACAGCGCAGGUUGUUAUGAAUAUGCUUGAUGUGACUAUGCCUGGGACCUUGAAAGAAGAAGAGAAGAAGAAGGUUCUAUCUGCUAUUGGUCAAGGUGAAACCCUCAUUAAGGCAUUAGAGGAUGCUGUCCCAGAGGAUGUCCGUGGAAAACUUACUACUUCUGUUUCUGAAAUUCUACAAGCGCAAGGGAAGAAUUUGAACUUUGACUCACUAUUGAGCAUUAAACAUAAAGCUAAAACUUCAGCUGGUUUAAAAUCAAAGAAUGAUAAUACAAGCAUGUAUUCUACGUCCAAUGCAAAUAAUGAUCACCUUUCAGAUAACAUAGUUGCAAGUGAUGCUAAAACAGACAGCAGUGAUAAUAGUCCACGUGAUGUGGAAAAAUUUGAUGGAGAAGUUACUAGGGCUCAGCCAGAAAAAACACCAGUUAGAUCUGAUAUCUCUGACUCUAAAGAAUUAGAGAGCCAAGAUGAUCAUAAAAAUUUGCCAAAAGGUUUGAGUGAAACAUUGAAUAAUGAUGAAAACCUUGAUGCUGAUGCUUCAAGAAAGGUGGGCCAGAUUUCUGAAUCUGUUGAGGAUUCCAAAGUAAAUUCGUCUAGCCAUAUUAGUGGCGGCACCCAUUCUGAAGCAGGUGUUAUGCAGAGUGAUAGAUCUUUAAAUGACGAUACCGGCCAGAAAGAAAGUAAUAUCUCUGGGGAUGUUGGAGAGCCCAAAGAUUUGACAAGCGUGCAAAAUAACACAAGCUCAGCCGCUGAGAGUAGACCUGCUGAUACAAAUGAAGCAGCACCAGCAUCCGUCUCCGAAAAUCAAUUGUCGGAGAAAGCAGAUGAUGAUAGUAAAACCAAGAGUGAAAAUUUGCAAACUCAGCCAGAUCAGACUACAGUUCCUGAUUACAAAAGCCCCACGUUCAGUGUCUCCCAAGCUUUAGAUGCUUUGACAGGGUUGGAUGAUUCAACUCAGGUGGCUGUCAAUAGCGUGUUCGGUGUCCUUGAAGAUAUGAUUGCUCAUCUGGAAGAGAAAAAUAAUGACAGUUUAGUCAACAAAGAAUCUGAGGAAAAGAAUCCAAUUAGCAGCUCAGUUAAUGGAAAGGAUGGCCGUAGUGGUGAACUUCAGCUAGAAAAACGAACAGAAGGAGAAAAUACAGAAGACACAAUUCCUUUGGUUAUGAAACGUGUUAAUGAACAUGAUAGAAACAAGAGUAUGAAAAAUAGUCCAACUGCAGCUUCCGGCAGGGAAGACAAUAUCAGGGACCUCAAUUUGGUCAUCAAGAAUUCGUCAGCGGCAGCUUGUAGCAAACCGAAUAACUUUAAUAAAUAUUCUUUUCACAUAACAUCAGAUCCAUAUCUGAAUGUGUUAUACAUAGAAUUUUUACGAAAAUAUGUUCUUUCAGAGAUGCGAAAAGUGAAAUGUAUGGACAGGGAUUCAACUGUUGCUCCGUUUCUUGACAAUGUUCCAGAAGAUGGGCACUGGGUUCUGAUAAAACAACCUGACGGUAUGCAUGUUGCUGUGUUUGAUAAUCACAAGAAAAAAAAAAAGGAUCCCAAGCUACUUCCGAAAGAAAUUGUUGUGGAUAGUGUUAUUGAGCCAUCAUAUGUCAUUUUAAACAAUGAGGGGCAAGAGAAACCAGCAGAAGAGUUGUCAAAAAAAUGUCCUGACCAACUUGUGAACCAUGAUAUUAAUUUGGAUAGUUUAAAACUCUAUGUUAAGACCACACUUCUUAAUUCUCUGGAAGUUGAAGUUAGUCGUAGGCUUAAUGCAACAGACAUGGAAGAUAUGGAAGCUGUGCUUGCAGCCGAAAUGAAAGGAGUAGCAGAUGCUGUAUAUUUGGCAAUUCAAGAUGACGUAGAGCAUAAUAGGAAACUCUUGCUCUCUGGAUUGGAUCCUGAUUUCCAAAAGUGGAGUAGGCUUAAUGGAAAUCGGAUUUUAGAAGUGAUUUCCAUGGCAGUUCAAAAUACCAGCUACUUGAAAAAAGUUUUGCCCACUGGUGUCAUUGUUGGUUCGACUUUAGCUGCUUUGAGAAAAUGCGCCGAUUUGGUUUCCGCAUAUUGGAAUAAUGCUGCUGAAAAAUUGAACACGGAUCAAAAUUAUACUAAAGUGUUGAACCAUGAGGAUCAACUUCCACCAAAGGUCAUUGAGCUCCUUGAUGGAAAAGAACAAGAUCUUUCUUUAGAAACGAAUUUAAGGAAUGAUGCUGGAAUUUCAAACAGGGACACUCUCGUGGUUGGUGCUGUUACAGCUGCACUUGGAGCAUCUGCUUUACUAUCAAGUCAGCAGGAGGGUUUCAUGGAUAUUGACAAUUGUCAAACGUCGGUAGAGAAACAUAUAAAGAGUGAAUCUGUAAAGUCAGAUGAGAUAGAAGAUAAUAAAAACCAGAGCAAUAUAGUAACAAGUCUUGCUGAGAAGGCAAUGUCUGUUGCUGCUCCAGUGGUUCCUACCAAGGAAGAUGGAGCUGUUGAUCACGAAAGGCUCGUAGCAAUGCUGGCAGAAUUGAGCCAGAGAGGUGGCAUGCUAAGACUAGUUGGAAAAUUAGCUUUACUUUGGGGUGGUCUUCGUGGUGCUAUGAGUUUGACAGACCGGCUAAUCUCAUUUUUACGAAUUGCUGACCGGCCUUUGUUGCACAGGGUACUUGGAUUUUCAUGCAUGGUAUUAGUUUUGUGGUCCCCAGUGUUGGUGCCUCUUUUGCCUACACUUCUUCACAGUAUGGCAACACAUACCUCCUCUAGGAUUGCUGAGCUAGCCUGUGUUGUUGGCCUUUAUGCUGCUGUCACAAUACUCAUCAUGCAGUGGGGGAAACGGAUACGAGGUUAUGAAUAUCCAUUGAAAGAGUAUGGACUAGAUUUUACAUCAUCGAGAAAGGUGCAACAUUUCAUGAUCGGGUUGGCUGGGGGAGUGAUGCUGGUUGUGUCUAUACAUUAUGUGAAUUGGUUACUUGGUUUUGUGAACUUUUCCUUUCCACCAAGUUUUGGUUCAUCUUCUGCAAGUAUUCUUGCCAAAAUCAAAGCUCAUGGCCAGCUGUGCCUUUUGGCUGGUCAAGGACUUUUAAUGGCAGCUGGUGUUGCUUUUGUUGAAGAACUACUCUUUCGAUCAUGGUUUUUAGAAGAAAUUGCAGCUGACCUUGGUUAUCAUCCUGGAAUACUUUUAUCUGGGCUUGCAUUUGCAAUAUCACAAAGGUCUUGGCAGGCUGUUCCAGGGCUUUGGUUAUUAUCCAUGUGUCUUGCUGGGGCUAGAAUGAGAAGAGAAGGCAGCCUUUUUGUUCCCAUUGGAUUGCGCACUGGGCUUUUGGCUUCCAGUUUUAUAUUACAAACAGGAGGUUUUGUGGUAUACUUGCCCAAGUUUCCAUGGUGGGUCGUUGGUACACAUCCUUUCCAGCCAUUUAGUGGUGUAGUGGGUUUUUUCUUGGUUUUAUUAUUAGCCGUGGCCUUGUAUCCAAGGCAGCCUGGCCUAAGGGAGAGAAUGCGCAGUAUUCGGGCAUGAGGGACUUCUUACUUGGAGAGCCUGUGAACUGUGAUUAUGAAAGAUUUGGAGCUAUGAUACUUCUGUUGCCCACCUGAUGUUAUCAUAUAUUGCUUGAAUGGGUGAGGGUUUAUAUUUGUAAUUUACAUACAAAUGGUGACAUUAUGGGGAUGGAGGUGAAUUGCCUAGAACGAAUGCGGAAAGUAAACCACUACGGGCAUGCUUGGAUUGAGGGUAAAUAUUUAAGGGGAAAUAAAGUCAAACUAAUGAAAUGAAACCAAAUAAAGAUGCAUUUGAAGUAGUUGAGAUAGUUGGGAAGAAGGUAAAAUGAAUAUAAAAUAAAAAUAAUGAAGGAAAAAAAAGAUGAUUUCCCCUAUUAUGGAGGUAAUACAUUCCUCAACCCUCCCCUAGGAUAAAUAUUUACCCCACAAAAUUGAGAGCUCCCUUUAUUUUUCAUUAUUUGGCAACCAUUUUUUCAUCUCUAAAGCAAUCAAAUUUCACUGAUUUCUCAUUCACCAACUUCGUUUUCUUACUUUGACUUUUUUUUACCCAAUUAAAUAUUUACACUCAAUUCAAGCAUGCCCUAAAAGUUAAAACGUGAAGGGUUGUGACAUGUUAUACACACAAUAAACAGGUAAAAAUGUAAUUGUAUAUAGAAAUUUUUGUAGAAGAGAAUGUGAGGUCGGCAAAGCAAAGGUGCUGGAUAUCAAGUGUAAGUUGAAACAUUUUGAACUUGUAUAUAAAAAAACAGCUACACUUUCUUUCA
Molecule: messenger RNA, 6184 nt
Organism: Amaranthus tricolor (Joseph's coat)
Lineage: Eukaryota; Viridiplantae; Streptophyta; Magnoliopsida; Caryophyllales; Amaranthaceae
Exons: 12
Coding region: 202-5439 (1745 amino acids)
Biological process (GO): CAAX-box protein processing
Cellular component (GO): membrane
Molecular function (GO): metalloendopeptidase activity
Source: RefSeq, a predicted model, not a curated record